This is a messenger RNA of Aegilops tauschii subsp. strangulata, 783 nucleotides long. The record is from RefSeq and is a predicted model, not a curated record. Lineage: Eukaryota; Viridiplantae; Streptophyta; Magnoliopsida; Poales; Poaceae.
AUGCGCCUCACCCACUCCCCCUCGCUCCCCAUCGCAUCUCCCCUCUUCCUUCCCCUUCUGCCGACGCAUGUCGUCGCCGAUCUUCUCGCACCGCCACGGCGACCGUUGACCCCGAGCCUCACCGCCGUGUCCGAGAGCUCCACUACGGUCGCCCACAUCGACUACGUCGAGCCGUUCAAGCUGAGGAGCCCCAGCGCCGGCGCCAGUGUCGUCUUCCUCCUCGAAUCCCCGCCGCCGUUCGACGACAAAUCCGGCGCCAGCAAGCCUCCUCGAGCCCGCUGCCCUCCCCUACCGGACCACAACGCGUCCGGUCCGCGCUGGACGAAAUCAACAACGCCUCUCCGCACCACUCCCGCGCCGCCACCUGUCACCGCCACCACCCGCCACCGCGCGGCCCGCCGAGCACAUCGCCGGCCCGCGGGCCCGUACGCCGCCGCCCGCGCCCGAGCGAGCCUCCCGUGCCCCGCCGCCCGUGCCUCGCCUCCGCUCGCCGUCGCCCGGUCGCCGUCUGCUGCCGCCGCGCCCUCCGCCCGAGCAUCGGCCCCGUCCUUCCUCCCCGCUGCCGAGCCCGACCGUCUGCCGCCGCCCGAGCCCAUCGCCGGGGACCUCGCCGCUCGGUGCCUCCACGCCAUCUCCGGCCGCCCCUCCGGCGACCCCGACCCCGUCGCCGCCGGAUCCGGCCUCCCCGGCCCCGUCCCCGACUACUCCGGCCGCCGGCGCCUCGGAUCCGGCAAGAUCCACCGCCGCGUCGGUUUCCGUGCAAACGCGAGAAUAGCUAUUUGA